CAUUCACCUUCAUUCGCGAAACUAUGGAACUAUGGAAGCAGCAAUCCCACGGCAGCACACUUCGCGGGAACGACUAUUACAGCUCCAGACAACGGAGUCAUUAUACAACGCAGGACUUUAUACCUCAGCCUUGUUCAUGACGGGAAUUCAGCUUUCUACCAUCAAAGGCGAUGAGAAAUGGUUUCAAUCAAGGGCUUUGUCGCGGUAUGCCCGCUGCUUGACGCGUUUACAGGAGCACCGCAGAUCGAUUGAAUAUUACAGGAAAGCAGCAUAUCUUGAGAACUCACCGUUGCCGUCAGAUAUCCCGGUAUCAAUGAAGCUUGGAUCCAAACAGGAUGGCGAAGGAGUUGCAGAAUUGAGACCACCAAUGUCUGCAGUAGAGGCGUUACUCUUAGAGAAAAACAUGGACAAGGCGACACUGGCAAAGCAAAGAUUAGCACGGGAUCAGUUCAAGGAAAAGAUCCUUCGAACAACAUCCAAGCUGGCAGCUCAGAAUCGGACUGCCAGCAUGAUGUCGUCAGCAAAAGCGCCACUUAAAUCCAAUGCUACGGCAACAGGACUGACCAACGUCGUCCCUACCUCGAUUCCAGCUGUGGUCCCUCAGUCUACAACCAUGAAAAGGCACUUGGCGUCGCGGAUAUCUGAAGUAGAGAAUUCGAACGAAGCCGAAAGCAUUGUUCACGAUAGCAGAUCAAUUAUCGGAGGAGUACCCAAAAUGACCAAUAAAUCGUCUGCAGCCCGGCUGGCAGGCGAUUUUGUGAAUGUUCUACACCAGCAGGAUGCAAUCAAUAUCGACCACGCCCAGUCUCGUUUUGAAGCUGGCGAUUAUGUUGAAGCAGGGCGAGUGAUUGCAAAGAUAUCUGAGAGCAACCGGACAGUCAAAGUGUACUUGCUGAUGGUGCGGCUUGCACACAAAAAGAUUUUCGUUUUGCCCGAAAAGGCGUGUUGGGAGUGUAUAGCAGAGAUGCAACCUCUGGCAAUAGAGGCGUAUGUCCAACUCUUGCGCUCACAAGUCCCACUGGCGAUUGUCCUCAAUAUGAUUCCCUCCGAUUCUUCGGAAAAGCAUUGGAUGAAGAUGUACCUGAAGGGCAUGGACAACUUUCUCAGGAUGCGGUACCAAGCUGCAUUAUCAGAUUUCUCUGCACUGAAUGAGAUAUACCCGGACAACAUUGAUAUCAAACUACGGAUGGCACUUUGUCUGAAAUGGAUGAGCAAGCCUGUCCGGUGCUGCUUCAUGUUUUCGCAGGUCCGCAAACUGGAUAGCUGCGUGUUAGAAGACAUGUACCAUUAUGGCGCUUGCCUAAAGCAAAUGGGCAAAGUGCUUUAUUUGAACAAGCUGGCAGGUGAUCUUUUGGGCUACAACGACAAGCAUCCGGAUGCAUGGUGUGUACAGGGAUUGUAUUGGGAGACGGUUGGGAAUAAGGAGAGAGCGCUACUGAUGGUAUCAAGGGCAUUACAAAUUAAGGCAGAUCAUUGUGGCGCCCUUCAACUUCGUGGCCAAUUGCUUAUGGAAACUACACCACUGAAAGCAUUACAGUCCUUCCGGGAGGCAUACAGGAUAGAGAAAAACAUUAAUACUUAUGAGGGCCUCGUAAAUACGUACGUCUUGAUGGAGCGCAUGCCGGAAGCCAUGGAUAUGGCAAAGGAGGCCAAGAAGCUGAUGCCUGACAGUGCGCACGCUCUCGCGAUCUAUGGAAUGGCGGUCUAUCAUACUGGAGACCAAGACAGCAACGCGGCUCAGGAUAUUCUGAAGGAGGCUUUGCAAAUGGACCCUGGUUGUGUUGAAGCAGCAUCAUGUCUCGUGAUGAUCUAUGAGAACCAAGGCCAAUACGAUGAAGCCAUCCAAAUCUUGGACCAACAAGUCGACUACCAACCACCGGACACAGUGCAUGUGAGAAAAGCCGAAAUCUAUACAGCAACUGAGCAGUGGGAGCACGCAUUAGCCAGCUAUCAAAGCGCAUUAAGUGCUAAUCCUGACAAUGCGCGAGCCAAAGAAGGCAUGGCCCAUGUGGAAAGGGUUCUCAAUGGAGGUGAUGAAGAAGACGAGGAUGAGAUUGAAGAGUCGGAUAAUAACGAGGAUAUCGAAGUCGAUGCUACUGAUGCCAUGGACGCCAUGGAUGUUGCUCUGGAUCGCCAAGAGCACAUUAGCGACAACUUGGAUGAGGACGACGUCUUGACAGGCGACGAAGACCCCGUCGACGAAGUCGAGGAUGACCAUCAACACAGUCAUCACCAGACGCCGCAACAUACGCAGGAGGUAGUUUCGCAAAGAGCACGCGGGCUUGGGCAGAGACAUCAGCAGUCGCUAUACACACCUACGCAAAGACAGGACCAAAUACCACAGCACUCCCGGCAGCCGCCACAAUUCUCGCAACAGCUACAGCAGCAGCGUGCAGCACGAAGCUCAAUACCCGGGUUUGGAAUGGGAUAUCCGCAGACACCAUCCAGGUCUGGAAUAUCCCGAGCUCUACAGAAUCAGGCGCCUUUGCGGGUCCCGAGUCACUAUACGUCCCAGCGCGAGCGGGAGUAUGACGAAUACGAGGAUGGUGGGGAUAUGGACGAAUAGACAGGCCGUAAUAAAGUAGUCUGCAUCCGUCGCCUUUUGUGAUUUAUAAUCGUUCAAGG
Gamsiella multidivaricata is the source of this 2625-nucleotide messenger RNA. RefSeq lists its product as uncharacterized. Bases 32 to 2566 code for a protein of 844 amino acids. The record is from RefSeq and is a predicted model, not a curated record. The transcript is spliced from 13 exons. Gene Ontology annotation, biological process: cell division. Gene Ontology annotation, molecular function: protein binding. Lineage: Eukaryota; Fungi; Mortierellomycota; Mortierellomycetes; Mortierellales; Mortierellaceae.